Arachis stenosperma is the source of this 1208-nucleotide messenger RNA. RefSeq names its product syntaxin-related protein KNOLLE-like. The record is from RefSeq and is a predicted model, not a curated record. Bases 74 to 1021 code for a protein of 315 amino acids. Gene Ontology annotation, cellular component: plasma membrane; SNARE complex; endomembrane system. NCBI's taxonomy places the organism in Eukaryota, Viridiplantae, Streptophyta, Magnoliopsida, Fabales, Fabaceae. The transcript is spliced from 2 exons. Gene Ontology annotation, biological process: intracellular protein transport; exocytosis; vesicle fusion. Gene Ontology annotation, molecular function: SNAP receptor activity; SNARE binding.
CUUCUUCUUCAACAAACACACAGACAUAACUUACCUUGCUACAUUUCGUGCUUCAAAUCUUAGGGAAUCGAAAAUGAACGACCUAAUGACCAAGUCAUUCACGAGCUACGUGGAUCUGAAGAAAGCGGCAAUGAAAGACGAAUUGGACUUGGAAGCAGGGCAGGGAGUGGAGCUGAGCUCUUCCACCACUCACAUGGACACGGACAUGGGCCUGUUCUUGGAGGAAGCCGAGAAGGUGAAGACGGAGAUGGCGAGCCUCCGCGAGAUACUGGAGAGGCUCCAACAGGCCAACGAGGAGGGAAAAUCACUCCACAAGCCCGACGCUCUGAAAUCUCUAAGGACAAGAAUCAAUUCCGACAUUGUGACGCUUCUGAAGAAGGCCCGGGCCAUUAGAGCCCAUCUGGAAGACAUGGACAAAGCCAACUCCGCAAACAGGAGGCUCUCGGGACUCAAGGACGGGACCACAACCGCCAUCUACCGCACUCGGAUCGCGGUCACGAACGGGCUCCGGAAGAAGCUGAAGGAGCUGAUGAUGGAGUUCCAGGGGCUGAGGCAGAGGAUGAUGACAGAGUACAAGGAGACUGUUGGAAGAAGGUACUUCACGGUGACGGGUGAGUACCCGGACGAAGAGGUGAUCGAGAAGAUCAUUUCGAAUGGCGAAGAAGAGGAGUUCUUGGGGAAGGCGAUUGGGGAGCAUGGGAGGGGGAAAGUGAUGGAAACGGUGGUUGAGAUUCAGGACAGGCACGAUGCGGCGAAAGAGAUCGAGAAGAGCUUGCUUGAGUUGCAUCAGGUGUUCUUGGACAUGGCGGUUAUGGUGGAGGCUCAAGGGGAGAAGAUGGAUGACAUUGAGCACCACGUGAUCCAUGCUUCUCACUACGUUAAGGAUGCUAACAAAGAAUUUGUGAGCGCUAAAAAGUACCAGAGGAACAGUAGGAAGUGGCUCUGCAUUGGGAUCAUUAUUCUUCUCAUCCUCAUCCUUGUUAUUGUCAUUCCCAUCGCCACCAGUUUCAGUAGCUCUUGAAGGGAUCAACAUUUCUCAUGACUCUUGGUUUCUAGUUGCUGCAGAGUUGUACCCUACGACUCUCUCCUUGUUUUCUGCCAUUUGUUCAAGAGUUAAAUUAGUCAUGUAUUGUGCUCAUAUCAGCUGAAAUUAAGUUAUCCCCUUUUCUGAAUGUUGAAUGCUACCAACUAUGUUCUCAGAUUCUUAA